Molecule: messenger RNA, 3819 nt
Organism: Parnassius mnemosyne (clouded apollo)
Lineage: Eukaryota; Metazoa; Arthropoda; Insecta; Lepidoptera; Papilionidae
Source: the annotation of a GenBank genome assembly
AUGCUAGAGCAAGGUAUAAUUCGUCCGUCAGAAUCUGCAUGGAGCUCUCCCAUCUGGAUAGUUCCUAAAAAGGUUGAUGCUUCUGGCAAGACUAAAUGGCGACUCGUAGUCGACUUUAGGAAGCUAAAUGAAAAAACCAUUAGUGAUAAAUACCCAAUACCGAAUAUAUCGGAUGUACUAGAUAAGUUAGGAAAUUGCCAAUAUUUCACAACCUUGGAUUUAGCCAGUGGAUUUUACCAGGUCGAAAUGAACCCUAGUGACAUACCGAAAACAGCAUUCAACGUUGAACAUGGGCAUUUCGAGUUCUUACGGAUGCCCAUGGGCCUGAAGAACUCGCCAUCCACGUUUCAGCGUGUCAUGGAUAACGUGCUCCGUGACCUACAAAAUACAGUUUGUCUCGUGUACUUAGACGAUAUUAUUGUGUUCAGCACUUCCUUGCAAGAACACAUGGUAAAUCUUGAGAAAGUAUUUCAGAAACUACGGGAAUCCAACUUUAAAAUACAAAUGGAUAAAUCCGAGUUUCUUAAAUUGGAAACCGCUUAUUUAGGACAUAUAAUUAGUAAAGACGGCAUUAAGCCAAAUCCUAGUAAAAUAUCAGCCAUAGAAAAGUAUCCAUUACCCAAAACCGCAAAAGAGAUUAAACAGUUUUUAGGCCUUAUAGGUUAUUAUCGGAAGUUCAUCCCAGACUUUGCUCGAAUUACUAAACCUCUGACACAAUGCCUAAAAAAGGGACGAAAAAUAACUCUUGACACAGACUAUAUUAACUGCUUUGAAAAGUGCAAGACUCUCCUGACUAACGACCCAAUCCUUCAAUAUCCUGACUUCAACAAAGAAUUCAUCCUGACCACUGACGCAUCCAAUGUAGCGAUAGGAGCCAUCCUAUCUCAGGGACCCAUAGGAUCAGACAAACCUGUAUGUUACGCUUCUAGAACUCUAAAUGAGAGCGAAGUGAACUACAGCACUAUAGAGAAAGAACUCCUUGCCAUCGUGUGGGCAACCAAAUACUUUAGACCCUACCUAUUUGGCCGUACUUUUAAAAUCUUAACUGAUCAUAAACCCCUUCAGUGGGUAAUGAAUCUUAAGGAACCGAACUCACGACUCACUAGAAGCUCGUCUAUGAAUCUAGUAUUAACUAAAGUUGAGGUCGAAAAUAUAAAAGAAUAUUUACAACAACAAGAAAUAAUAAAGAACUACCACGAAGGUAAAACUAACCAUCGCGGUAUCAACGAAAGUUUCCUGGCCCUUUCCAAACGAUACUAUUGGCCCAAAAUGAGGGAACACAUUACGAAAUAUAUUAAUGAAUGUACCAUAUGUGGUCAGGCUAAGUACGAUAGGAAACCUCUAAAACCUCAAUUCAAUAUCGUUCCCCCCGCUACCAAACCUUUCGAGAUUAUCCAUAUGGACAUGUUCACAGUACAUAAUGAAAAGUACCUCACAUUUAUAGACGUAUUCUCCAAAUAUGCUCAAGCGUAUCAUUUAAGAGACGGAACAGCAUUGAGCAUUUUACAAAGCCUACUUACCUUCUGUACGCAUCAUGGUCUUCCUCUUUCUAUUGUCACCGACAAUGGGACCGAAUUUACGAACCAGCUAUUUACUGAGUUCGUACAAUUACACAAAAUUAACCAUCAUAGAACGUUAGCCCACUGUCCCAACGACAACGGUAACAUAGAGCGGUUCCACUCGACUAUACUGGAACAUCUGCGAAUCCUAAAACUACAAAAGAAAGACGAGCAUGUAGUAAAUCUAAUGCCCUAUGCUAUCCUAGGAUACAAUAGUUCUGUACAUAGUUUCACUAAAUGUAGGCCUUACGAUAUUGUCAAUGGACAUUUCAACCCAAGAGACCCAAUCGACAUCGACUUGACAAAACAUUUACUGCAGCAAUACAUACUAACACACCGAGACCGAAUGAAUACAGUGUAUGAAAUAAUUAACGAACAUUCUUUCUCCGAACGUUCAGCAUUAAUAAAUAAUCGGAAUAAAUCACGGGAACCAGAGGUUGAAUACCAACCAAACCAACAAGUUUUCGUUUCCAACCCCCUAGCUAGCCGACAAAAAUUAGCCCCACGUUACACCCAUGAUCAUGUUCUAGCUGACUUACCAAUACACAUUUACACAACUCUAAAAUUACUGACUGUACUGACCGUGCUGACGAUCGAAGCCCAGGAGAUAAAACUUGAAUAUCUUGAAGACGGACCAGGCCUACUACCAUUUAGACUUGGACCAACGACUCUCAUAACUCACUAUCAUACAUUUCUUCAAUAUGUAAAACUUGACGACAUCAGAGACAAAGUAACCUUAUUGCAGGUACAGCUACAGAACUACAAGAACAGACUUGAUAAUGACACCAACUUACUGUACGAAUUACAAAUGGACUAUCUUUCUAGCAAACUAGACAAAGUAUUAUUACAACUAAAUAGCUUAGAGCCUAGUCGCACUAAGAGAGGUCUAGUAGACGGAUUAGGCUCAGUGAUCAAAAGCGUAACCGGUAAUCUAGAUUAUUUAGAUGCCGCGAAAUAUAAUAAUGCCAUAAAAGUUUUAAAGGAUAACCAAGAUAGGAUCGAAUCUGAAUUCAAUAGUCACAUUAGCAUUAGUAAAGAGUGGAUGUUACAACAUAAUAGUGUGAUAUCCCAGAUAAUUGAAAACGAGAACAAAAUUAACUCAACGCUUAUCCAAUUACUAGAUAGAGCCGCUUAUAAAGACAGUAGCCUCAUCAAGUAUGCUAAGUUUGCCCAACUACUAACAAUUUUAACAGAAAAUAUUGAUGAUAUGCUCAAUGAGCUUAAUAGGAUAGAAAAUAUAUUAGCAUUUAGUCGUGCAUCGAGCACCCACCAUUCUACGUUAAGUGUUACGGUAAUUAAGUCUAUGUUAGUAAGAUUAAGACAAAUUUAUGAUAAGGAACAUGUAUUAAAUUUAGAGACUAGAGAAUAUUACGAUAUCAUUAAGUCAGGUUAUUAUUUUACAGAAAAUCAAAUAGUAAUUGUUCUAAAAUUCCCUGUUAUUUCCAAAGACACCUUCGACCUAUUCCGCUUAUCCAUUGUACCUAACAAAAACCACCAAUCUAUUAUUCCACCCUAUCCUUUAAUAGCAACAAAUAGAGAAAAAUUCGUGUACAUGGAGACAGAAUGUCCGAAGUUGAGUAAUCGGUACCUAUGCGAAAAGGAAACGAACACCCAAAUUCGAACACAAUCCGACUGUAUCCAGAACCUCAUCAUCAAUCAGUCUAUAUCAAAAUCCUGUAAGAUAACCGACAUUGCACUAUCAAAAGAAGCCAUGGAACGUCUUGACGACAAGCACUACACCAUCUCUUUCCCUCAACCAACUAAAGUCCAUACAGUAUGCGGGCGUGAAGAUAUUACUACAUUACAGGGUAGUUACUUAGCUACAAUACCAAUUAAUUGCUUCCUGCGAACACAAGAAUUCACCAUCACCAAUAUUAACGAUCAAGUAGAAGGCCAUCCACUGAAACUAAUGAAAAUACCAAUGGAUAUAAACACAAAAGGCAACCCAGCAGUACCACGAAUCAGCCUUAAUACAAUUAACCUGAAAGGACUCCACGCAGCCCAGGACCAACUCAUGAUGCAACCACCACUUCAUCUGAGAGAGAUGGAUCUCCCAACUUUAUAUCACACCACUAUUCCCUUUUACGCCGUGUUAUCAAGCAUUGCAAUAUUCGCUAUCAUAAUCUCAGUUCGUUAUUACUACAAGACUAAGAAGCAAGAACAGAUCCAGAAUAGCACCCAACAUAGCUAUGAAAAGCCCGAAGAAUCUGAAGUCAAAAAGGCAUUACCAGCAACUUUUUCUCUCAAGGUUCUAAAAUAG